AUGGCUUAUGGGUACGUCCACAUGGUUUUAUACUACUUGGGCAAUUACGGCAGUGACAUAAUUCAACAUCUGAAGGAGUCACUUUCUCAAACUCUGGUCACAAUCUAUCCAUUAGUUGGAAUUAUCAGAGAUGCCCUAUCUGCAGAUUGUAACGACCAAGGCCUUCCAUUCUCCGUCGCCAAAGUGAAGGUCCGAAUGAGCGAUUUUCUGCAAAACCCUAAUGUUGAAUUGAUGAACAAGCUCUUUCCUAGAGCGAAGAAAAUGCAAGGUUCAGGUGAUAGCAUAAUACUGAUUCAGUUGAGCUGUUUCGACUGUGGCAGCAUAGCCAUGCACAUCCAGUUUCAUCAUCUAAUUGCAGACAUGUAUACCAAACCUAACAAUUUCAUCAAAUACUUUAGCCUCGAAAAGUUUGUGUUGACAAGGUACGAUUUCGAUGCCUCUGCCCUAUCCAUUCUUAAGGCCCAAACAAGUAGCUUUAGCGUCUCGCAAUUGAAUGUGGUGACCGCUGUGAUAUGGCAAAGCUUCAUGGAGGCUGUGACGGAAGAGUCCGCCGGGAAGGACGUGAAACUUGUUUUGAUAGGUCAAGCGGUCAAUCUACGGAGAAAGGCGACACCCCCGUUCCCAGAUGAUAGUUUUGGUAAUAUAGCAUGGUCUACCAAGAGUUUGUGGAUCAACCCUAAAGAAAAGGAGUUGACGGAGUUGUUGAGGGAGGUGAAAAAAGGGAUAGCAAAAAUAGAUGGUGAGUUUGUAAGCCGAUUGAGGAGCGAUGGUGUGUAUGAUUUUUUGGAGGAAUUAUGGAAUGAGAUGCCUCAAGAAGCUACUUCGCUUGGUUUUACCAGUUGGACAAAAAUUGGUCUUUCCGAGGUUGAUUUUGGCUGGGGAAAACCUGUGUGGAUGUCAACCUGCAUUCUGCAAUCCUUUGAACCUGUGAAAGAAGGAAAUAAUGUGAACUUAUUGGAUUCAAAAUCCGGAGGAAUAGAAGCAUGGACGAUUCAUGAUGAAAAAUAUGUCGCAUGA
Salvia splendens (bonfire salvia) is the source of this 1017-nucleotide messenger RNA. Its product is annotated as stemmadenine O-acetyltransferase. Lineage: Eukaryota; Viridiplantae; Streptophyta; Magnoliopsida; Lamiales; Lamiaceae. The transcript is spliced from 2 exons. The record is from RefSeq and is a predicted model, not a curated record. Bases 1 to 1017 code for a protein of 338 amino acids.